UGGGAUUUAAGGUCCCUUCCAACCCCAAACCAUUCCAGGAUUCUGUGAUUCUACUUUGGGUCACCCGUGGAGAGUGAAGGUUUGUAAAGUGUGUGAUUUCUGGGUGAUGUUCAGAGGUGAUGUUCAGAGUGUGUUUAAGUGUUACAGUGGUUACAAGUGAUUCCCAGGGACCGGGAUUAGCAGCUCUGUGGUUUCAGGCCUGGAGGAGACGUUCCUGGGGAUCCCAGCUGAGCCCCGUCAAGUGUGAGGUUUGUGCAGGGCUCGGGCAGUGGCCGGGUGUCCUCCCCAGAGCCACUGUUCUUCCCAAGCAGGAGUAGAGUUGGGGAAAGCAGCUCAGCACCAAAGGCUCUUAAUGAAAGCCAUAAAACUGCAGGUACCCUCCGUUUUUGCUCCUCACGUUCCAUAAAGGACCAGAAAGCAUUAACUCUGUGGGCAUGAAAUAAGGUUUUGUGCCUUCUUUUGCAUCCCUCCCAUUCUGUGUGGAUCAGGUCGGAAUGCUGUCCAGCGUGGCACAGAGUGCCCGUAAGGACAGGAGAGAGGAGCUGCUGCCACACGGCCACCACGGUGUCACAUAAACCUGCAGGGACAGGCAGCAAAGGGGGGCAGUCAGACACGACAUGAGGCAGCACUGUCAGGUGUGCUGAUCCGGGUGCUCCAUGGGAAUGCUGGAAUGCCAGCUGGCCUCGGCAGGGAGAGGGGCUGGGUGUGGGAGGGGCACACGUUCUGCAGCCACAGCUUGUGCCAGUGCUUUUCUUUCGACUGCUGAAAUAGAUACGUGUGUGUGUGUUUGACACAGCUGUGUCAGCAAACCAAGAUGAGCAGCUCACAAGCUCAAACACUGCUUUGGGCUUCGUUCUAGGAUGAGCUGAUGGUUCAGAGUAAACUCACAAUUUUGCUGUGUGAGCUUAUGAGCUGAUUGAGGUCACAUUGCCAUGGUGCUGUUUAUUCUCUGCCCGUGCAAUAGCACCUACCAUAAUCCAUAUGUUAUUGUGUGCUUAGGGGAAGCUUGGAAGGGCUCUGUUGUACAAAUGAGGUGGACAAACUCCUAAAAACCCAAGUGCUUCAUCUUGUGGUCCUGUGGCAGAACUGAGACACAAAGUGUUGGCUUCUUCUCCAUACCAGCUAAGGCAUCCCUCUCCCUUCCUAGACCCUUUUCCACCUCUAAUCUUUCAGAGCAACAUUUUCCUUGAUUUGUAGUUACAAUUUUUCUCUCUUCAUGAGAAACAAAAAUUAGUAGGAAGUGCAAUCGGUGGAGCUUGGAAUUCCUCAAUUCUGAAUUUUGUCUUUUUUUCCCGUUCACUGACAUAGACAGUCUCUUCGCGCCGUUAAAUGCUUGCCGGUGGCCAUUGACACUUUCUCUUGAGGCAUUGGUACAAUUCCAUUGCAGGCUCUGAAGGUUCGUUUCAGUCCCUGACUGAUGAGGUUCCUGGAGGUGAGGCUGGGGUUGUUUUUGGUAACGGUAUUAGUUCAGCCUUGCAAAAUAUUACUUGCCUGAGGUGAGUAACAGGUUUUGAUGGAUAAGUAAAGCAUCAUCUGUCACCGUCACAACAAAGUGCAGGUGAGGUGGUUGUGUCUGAGCUCCUGAGUAUUCCAAGCAGUUCUGAGACCAGUUUAGUUGUGCUGCAAGGAGUCCCGAUGGGUUUUGUGUGUUUCUGUUUAAACUGCAGCUCUGUUCCUCUCUGGUGGCACAGGAGUGCCUGGCAGAUGUCACACGUCGGGUGUCAGACACUGCUGCGGAGCUCCCAGGAGACGGGGAAUGCACAGAGCUCUCAGAGCCAGCUCGCUCCGAGUGAGAGGAGCAGCUUUGCUCAGCUCCUGCCCUGUUUCAGGGCAGAAAGGUGAUUUGUAGGUUAUUCCCAGAGCAGCACAGUAUCAGAUGGUUCUCUUGAUGCCAGCUGCUUCUUGAAUGGGAUUUCACCUCCUAGUCCAUGGAAGCUCAGCCAGAAGGGCUGCAAACUUCAUGUUAUUAUUGAUUACAGUCUUUGGGUUUAUUGUACCAUUGCAUUCCUCACCAGAGAGAGACACUGAAGUUCUCAUGUCGUUGGAAAUGAUCCUGGCAGCACCUGAAAUGGAAUUUCUGUUGAAAUGUUUCUCUUCCCAUUAAGUCUGAUGGUGUUUAUGGAAGUAGAGUGAACCCCCAUCCACCCAUUCAGCCUUCACCCUUAGUUUGUGUGAACUUGUGCCCUUUUUUCUUCCUUUUUUUUUUAAUUUUUGGUCUCCUAAUGAAGGUAAGAUGGAUGUUAAAAGCCAAAGCUGGCUUUUUACAGUAACAAUGAGGUGGUUUCCCAAGGCUGCAUUGGUUCAGGGGCAGAAAUGAGAUCAAACCCUGAGUAUUUCUGACCUCUUCCUGUGGAUUCCGUGUCUAAAGAUAAAGCAUUGAGGUCUGGGUGGGAGCAUAUUAAUUAGGCUCCAUUAUCUCUGCCAGAUAUGGCAAUCAUUUAUCAUUUUGUAAAUCCGAAUCUGCAACUUGGAACUGAAUGACUCAUCUCAGUUUUGCAGUAUCUUCUUUUGCCUUAAUGUUUCUGAGGCUUAAAAUGCUAAAGAUGAAAAGAAAUCACGAACUGGGACGAAUGAGGAAUGUUCGAGCCUGACUGUGGUUUGUCGAAGUGUUUCAAGUUAGUUUCUGCUCUCUUUUUAAUUGCACUGUUUGCUUCCUUUUAUUGGGUUGUCUUGAUUUUAUUGUAGAUUUUACUGAUAGGGAGCAUUAUAAGAAAAGCCAUUUCUUUAUUAUAUUUUUCUGUGGGUUUUACUGGAUUUAUAAAAUGCAGAUGAGAAAGACCGAUUAUUUUAUCAGGUCUUCUCUGGUUAAGUUCAAGAUUAUUUUCUACAUUGUUAUUUUUGACAGUUUUCCUGGCCCAGUUUGAAGUAAAUUAUCCAAGUUAACUACUUCUGUCCAAGUACCUUCCAAACUCCUUCUCCCCGAGGGAGCUUUGUAAAUAGUCUUGGUGCUUGAGCUUCUUUAUUUUUAAAGCCUGAACGCAAAGAAUAACAUCUAAAAAGGGAUGGGUUUGCCCUUGUUGAAACUGGCAUCCAAACAUUUGCUACAAACAAACGUUUAUAGAUGUACAAGGCUACAUCAAAUAUUAAUAUAUCCAAUACCACGGACACAAGGCUCAUUUAGUCCAAUUCCUGCCUCUCCCUGCAGCCGUGGGGGUGUGAAUGUGUUCUGUGACCCUGAACACGGACACCGGCUGCAGAAGUUCCGCACCUGCUGGUGCUCGUUGUUUUUCUAGUACAAAUGUAGGUGUUCUGGGGCUGGGGUUGGGCUUCCCCAGCUCCCCUGGCCGCAGGAACAUUGUGAGAUUGUGGCAGGAGGGAGCCCCAGCUCUGUCUGCACCGGUUUGGGCAGAAGCAGAACUGUUCAUUCGUGUGCAGGAGCAUCACUGCCCCGGAGUCCUCUGCUCCUACAGUGCCACGGGCACCUUCCCAGCUCCUGGGCACGGGAACUCUGGAACAGCAUGUGGAGCUUGGAGAUGCUCCUUGCACUGACCUUCUGCCAUGAGACUGAGUUGUCCCAUCAGACACAGCACGGAGCCCCUGGAGUCUGCACCGGGAUGCUGCUGCUCCUAAAGAGUUUGAGGGAAGUGAAUGGGAUGGAAUCCUGCAGGAAGCUGAGUCACUUAGAACUAUCAUUUCUUCAAAAUGGGAUGUUUCUCUUUGUGUUGAAAUGGAAAUGAUGCUCUGUCUCCUUGGGGCUGCAGAGGAGGAUGGGAGCCUUUCAGAAGCAAGUCCAGCAUCUUUGAAGCUUUAAGAAAUACAAACUUUAGAUAAAGAGCGGGAAGAACGCUUAGGAUGAAGCUUUGAUAGGGUGUGGAGGCAGGAUCCCGAGGCCAGGAAGCGCGCACAGUAGAAGACGAAAGGGCUUCUCCAUUCAACAAGGAGCCCUGCUUCAGAAGGAACCAAAGCUUUCAGACUGAGGUUUCAGUGAAGUGCAGAUUGCUCAGAAAAGAUCUCAGACUAAUGAAGUGCUUGGAAUAAAAGCUUUGGAGUAGAGCUUGGAAAUGCAACCACCUUUGACUUGCCUCUUUCAUUCUGGAGUUCAGUAGCUCCAUAAUGCAGACAGUAAAGAAGAUCAAGGAGUGAGUAAUCUUUGCAGCUAUUUGCUCAUUAGAAAGGUGUUUUUUUAGUUUUGUUUUGGUUUUGUUGUGUUUUUUUUUUUUUUUUGAUGCUUGGUUGCAUUUGCAGGUCAGGAAUAAUAAAAUAUGCACAGUGACACUAUUUAACACACUUUAAUAAUUUUAUCUGGACCAGUAAAGUGUUCCUUCAUGACCUCUGUUUUAGGCUCCAAGGAUGAAUGUCUGAAGUCUGCCACGUAUCAUUCCUUUUCCAAAGCUGCCCUGUGUGUGUCUGGAGGGGUUUUCUAGUUCUGCAUCUGGAUUUCCUGUGAUGUCCUUGGCAGGACAGGCCAUGUAUAUGCAGGGUUGUGCUGGAGGGUGUCAAACCCCUCCCUUGUUCCCAGCUCCUCCCCUCAGUGGCACAGGGAGAUGGGAGUGGGGGUUAUGGUCAGUUCACAGGUUGUUUCUGUCGCUGCUCAGGGAGAGGAGUCAGUCCUUCCCUGCUCCAGCAGGGAAUUCCUCUAGUGGGAGACAGUUUUUCAUGAACUUCUCCAGUGUGAGUCCAUCCCACGGGCAGCAGUUCUCCACAGAUUGCUGCAACGUGGGUCACUCUUCCCCCGGUCAGUCCUUCAGGCUGUUCAGCAUCACUUUGUAAAUCACCAGUUUCCUUUGAUUAAAUUACUCACUAUUCAGUAGAGCUUCUUCAUAGAUAAUAUCACAGAGUCAUUAAGGUCGGAAAAGACCUUUAAGAUCAUCAAGUCAACCAAGAUGUGCCUGAGAGUACUGUUGGAGACCAGUGCUCCGAAAUUAAAACAUUACAAAUAAAAGGGGGUUUUCCCUACUGAGGCAGUGUGGCAGCACACAGAUGAUAAUUACUUCCCUCACAAUGGGAUACUGAGUGUCAGUUAAUGAAAGUUUGUAAAGGACUUUGAUACAACUCAUUUCCUGAAAGGUGUUGUAACAUUUUAAUGUAAUAGUUGUCUUUUUCUUUGCUUCUGCAGUGCCCAGACAAGCCGUGCCCUGCUCUGAUUCCCAAACCUGUGAGCAAAUGGAUUGCUUUGAGAAUGGAAAGAUUUGUACUCAAACGGGCUCCCAGCAGCACAGGGAGAGAGACAUUCCAGAUGAUUGCAGAAACGGGAAAUAAUGGAAAUCUUACUACCAGCAGUGGCUGUCAGGUGACUGAGGCUGGCAGACCUGUCAGACGUCUCCGGAGGAAGAGAAGAUUGCCUCUGGAUUCAGAGGAUGAGGAGGAAAAUGCAUAUGAGGAUGAGGAGAAGAAUAAAUCAAAUAAUAUGAAAAGCCGCAGAAACACUAAACCAAUAAAACAAGUGCUUCCUGGAAAGAAGAAGGUAUGGAACUGGUCUUCCUACUUGGAAGAAGAACAGAUGCCAGCUGCUCCCCAAAAGCUGUUCAGAGAGUAUCAAUCAUUCCCACAAGGCCGAAAUGGAUUUAAAGUUGGAAUGAAAUUGGAAGGGGUGGAUCCUGAGCACCCCUCUCGAGUCUGUGUUCUCACAGUGGCUGAGGUCCAGGGGUACAGGAUGCGGCUGCACUUCGAUGGUUACCCAGAGUGCUACGACUUCUGGUGUAAUGCUGAUUCCUCAGACAUCCAUCCUGUGGGCUGGUGUGAAAAAACAAGCCAUAAGCUGCUCCCUCCUAAAGGUUUCAAGGACGGAGAAUUUAAUUGGACUUCCUAUCUGAAGAACUGCAAAGCUCAAGCAGCUCCGAAAAGCCUUUUUAAGACCCUCAGCAGUCCUGUCACACCUUCUGGGUUUCGUCUGGGAAUGAAACUGGAGGCAGUGGACAAGAAGAAUCCGUCCCUGGUUUGUGUCGCCACCGUCACGGACAUGGUGGAAAACCGGCUGCUGAUCCAUUUCGAUAACUGGGAUGAGAGCUACGACUACUGGUGUGAAACGAGCAGCCCAUAUAUCCGUCCUGUCGGCUACUGCCAAGAAACUGGAACCCCACUGACAACACCACCUGGAUACAAGGAUUCCAAAGGCUUCUCAUGGGAGAAAUACUUGGAAGAAACUAAUUCCCAAGCAGCCCCAGCAAGAGCCUUUAAACUGCGUCCUCCUCACGGAUUCCAGGCUAAUAUGAAGUUAGAGGCUGUGGACAGACGAAAUCCCAUCCUGAUAAGAGUGGCAACAAUCGUUGACAAAGACAACCAUCGCGUUAAGAUACAUUUUGAUGGCUGGGACCAUCACUACGAUUUCUGGGUGGAUGCAGACAGCCCUGACAUCCAUCCUGUGGGCUGGUGUGACAAAACCGGGCAUGCUCUGCAAGUGCCUCUAGGUGCUGAAGACCCAGAGGAUGCAGUGGGACAGGCGUGUCCUACUCCAGGCUGCCAGGGGAUCGGGCACGUGCGGGGCCCCCGAUACGGAACACAUUACACCUUAGUUGGCUGCCCAUACUCAGAUGUGAACCUCAGCAGAGAGAACCUGUUACAGGACCGGCUGAGUGGGGAGAGACCUUCCCCUGGGAACAGCAUGCAGAAAGCCAGGAGGCUGGAGACCCCUGUCCCCUUGCUGGGAGCGGGGGAGUCUUCUCAGGGGGACUCUUCACAAUCCAGAAAAUCUGCAUCAGACAGUGAAAAGUGGUGUCAAAGCAGCAUCCACACUCCAUCAGAACAGUCGGAAAACAGUCAGGAGAAAGACUGGGGAGAGGAGAAUUCCUCUGCAGACAUCAAAGCCACACCAAAAACGCUUGGGUGCUCACAUGCCUAUAUCAAGUUUCAGCUGGUGAAACAGGAAAGCAAUGGGAAAGGCCCUGAUUUGGAUCUCCAGCAGGCCCUCCACCAGUCUAUCUUCAUGCCUUCCCUGGCCUCUAACCCGACCCACCGCCUCCAUCUCUUCUGGGAGCAGCACUGCAGGCUCUUGCCAGAGGUCUCGGGCCUGACAGCCAAACAAGUUGCCAAAUGGACUGUGGAAGAGGUGGUGAGCUUUAUCCAGCGUUUGCCUGGCUGCAAAGAACAAGCGUCUGUGUUCAGGGAAGAGAUUGAUGGCGAGGCCUUCCUGCUCCUCAAGCAGAACGACAUCGUCAAAAUACUCAGCAUCAAGCUGGGCCCUGCUCUGAAGAUCUACAAUGCCAUCCUCAUGUUCAAGUCUGCAGAAGACAACUGAGAAGAGGCCUUUGGCAGAUCCCAGGAGGAACUGAUAGGGAAUGAAUCUUCAGCUGUGAGCAUUACAAUGCGCCGGACAGGUGGAUUGGGACUCGGACGUUAUUUUAAGUAGAACUUAGUAAAAAUGGUUUGAGGUUAUAAAAAUCUUGCCACAGUCUGGAAUAUGGGGCAGCUUCACUUCCAAGAAGAGGAUAUUAUUAUAUUUUGUAAUUGAAUUUGGUUUUGAUAUAUCAAUCUCUUUUUGAGAUCGAGAAGAAACCUCCAGUUCUAAGGGGAAUCCAGGGUAGCACUGGUGGAGCUGCAGGAGCAAGAAGAAAGUUUUGAGUAAAACUGGCUUUGCGUCCAGUGAUAGUGCCUGAAAGACUGAGUGAUCACCAGCGAGUUUAAUGUGUUCUGUAAUAAAAGAGAGAGGAAAAAGAUGCACUUCAAAGCAACUCCCCCCUAUCCUUCUCUGCUGUGACUCAGGAGCUGACCUUUUCAGGACUGAUCGUUAAAUUCCAGUUUUCCCUACUGGUUGUUGUGAUACCCUUGGCUGCUGGGCUGCCUACACCCCAGCAGGAAGGGAGCAUGGGCAGAGGGUUUCCAUCAGGGAUGGCUUGCACUGGUUCUGCCAGCAACCAAAUGUCCUCAUUGCUGUCAUUGCCUGUGAGGAAGCAGGGGCUUGCAGGUGAGCUUUGGGUAGGCAGAGAUCCCAUACGGGCGUCUGCCACUGGAGACAGAGAGAAAUGUUAGCUGUAAUUCUGCUAUCAGUGCUUUUGUGCAGCUGCUUCUGGGCCAGGAACAUCUUCUGGCAAAAUGGCACAAUCAGGAGCACUUGGGGGUUGGAUGUAUGUUUGUUCUCGUCCUCUCCACUGUCAGCCAAACGCUCAGAAUAGGAGUUGGAAACCCAGCAGUGGCCAGAGUGUGUGUGAACAGAUUUCCUAGAAACAAGUGGCUUUUCUUUUGAACAAUCCCGACUGAUGAGUGUGAAGUGCUUUGGCCUUCUCCCCGUGAGGUGGACUUCAGUGUGUUCUGCCAGAGAGCCGGAGGGCAGCAGCUCCUCUGCCUCCGGGAGGGAGGCAGGCAGAGCACACAGGGAUAUGAGAUUGGAGAGGAAUCAGGAUUUAAACAGCAAAGUGGGGGAACAAUUACUUCCCAAAAGAGAGAGUUGCUCUGUGGGGAAGGAGUGGAGCCUGUGGCUGUGUUCCUGCAUGUGCAGCCUGUGCUCUCCUGGAUGGGAGCACAGGCGGUUCCUGCUCCCUCAGAGCCCAUGGACAUCCUGCAUGGGGCUUUCCACACGGGUACUUCCCGAGCUGUCCUCUCCCCUUGGGAGACGCGGUGGGUCCCGCUGGGCUGCGCUCGGUGUUCCCACCUACUUCUGGCAGCCCCAGCUCAUGGCUCCCCCUCUGGCCACUCUCCCUGGCAGUUGUUUGGCUGUUCUAGAACCGCCUCAGCUCAGGCAGCCCUUGCACUCCUCAUCCGUAGCUGCCAGGCUGAAUCCUGUGUGUGGGAAUCCCUGGGAGCACUGGGGCUGUGACCUGGUGCUGCCAAAGGAGGUUCUGUCCUCAGCCUCUGCCAGGCUGUGUGGGUGUCGUGAUCCAUCUACAGGCACCUCAAACUCCCUUGGCAUCUCUGCCACCAGCGUGGCUUCCCAGGAGCCAUCGGGAACAGAGUGAACACGCUGUCUGUGACUGCGUGGUGACUGACACAAGGAACACACUUGUUCCCCCUUCCUGCGUCACCCACGUCCUUUGUCCAACCCUCCUGCUGCUGAGAAGGUUCUUGUGACUUGUCUGAAGCAGAAGGUUCCUUAAAAUUGUAAGUAGAACCCACACCACUGAAGCCAUUCAGUCCUGGAAUAAUAUUUAGAGCAGUUUGUUUCCAUUUUUUUUUUUUUUUAAAUAAGAAUUUAAGGAGUUUAAGCCUUCACAGAGAAGACACAGGUUUGGUGGGAUGUUUAAUAGCUGAACCAUUAAAUAUCAGCCAGGCAGCUGCAGGGGAGAAAUUUCUUGCAGUGUUAAGGACUAGGCAAGGGGUGAAUUUAGUUUAUUAAAAUGCAUUUUUAGUAUGAUAACCAGGAUAUUCACCAAAGAGUCACACAUUCCUUUAUCCCGCUCUGCACAUCCAGUGUCGACAUAAAGACUUGAAUUGUAAGUGGCAUGUCCUGUCCUCUGACAGAACUCGCCUUUGGGCAAAGCAAAAUUGUUUCUUGACAACUGGAACAGAGGAUCCAGAGCUGGGCUGUUUUAUUCCUGGCUCUCCACUGACUUGCUAAAUAACCCCGAGCCCUUCCUUGCCCCAGUUUCCCCUUCUGUGACACCCAGCCAGGUGGGGCAAGUGCAAUUUUGCCUUUUUCUUGUUUAAAGCAAGCAAGUCCUGCCAGAUUUUCUGUUUCACCUCCUUCCUCUGGGAGCCUGAGUUGGGGGACAGCAGAUUGCUUCUAGCAAUAAACCAAAAUAUAAUAUUAAUUCCGUUUCUUUUACUAUAUAUAUAUAUGGAGGAUGAAGAGAAUCGGUUAAACAAGCAAUGAGGUUCUAGUCAGUGAAAUUAUUCAAACAGAAGAGAAAUCUUUAAUCCUUGGGGCUUCCGAGCCAGCUGGAUCAAAGAGGAAAAUGUGUACUUGGAGGUUGUUCAGUGACAGCCAGCGCAGUGCUUUCAGCAGGGGGGAAGGAGGAACCUUUUAGGGAUGGAAGAAGGAGGAAUGUGCUUCUUGUGCCUUUUUUUGUAAUCUGAUAAUUGUCUUUGCAGAGCAAGCAAGAAUGUGCACACAUCUAUUACCCACUCCUUUCCCAAAUAUAGCUGUAUUCCAAUAAAAUCCGGCAACUUCACAGGGCAGAAAGACUUCCAGUGUCUUCACUGGACACAUUUAAAACUCCCUGAUACUUACAAGAUAGAAAAGAACUAAACCAGCUCAUCUUUUAGCCCCAUAACUUAGGAAUUCAUCAGUUGCUGGUGCCAUUCUGCUUGUGUCAGGGAGUGUUGCUUGCCCCGUGUCCUGCUGCCUGUCCAAACCCUGCUCCGCCUGUUCCCAGCCAUGCUCCAGGCCUGUGGCACGGCCAGGGCUCUGCAGAGGCCUUAUCUGAUGCCUUGUGUAAUUUGAAACGUGCACUUUGAAGCAAAAAUCCAAAAGUUGUGGCUCUGUGGGGAGCAAAACUGAAGGUGGUUAAUGCGGGCUGGGAUUGGGAGGAUGUCGAGUCUGCUGGAUGUCAGCAGGAACCAGUUGUUGGCCCAGCUGAACCCAGGAGUCUCUUAGAAAUACAAAUAUAUUCCUUAGAAGCAGCCCGGAGCUGUGACAAGUUCCCAUGGGCCAGCAGCACAAUUGGGAAGUUCCACUUCUCAAGAUCUUAUUCCUGGCUGUGGUUUUGUUCCCUUGUCGCUGUUUUUGAAAUCCAAAGCAAUCAAAUUUUUUCUCCUUUUCUCUUUUUCUCCUCGGUUGGGAGUCCUGUUAAAAUUUUUCUGUGCCAUCACCAACAAUCAUCCUCAUAAUCCAGUAGCAGCAAACUUCAGCUCUGGGUAAUGAAUUGCAUUAAAGUUGGACAGGAGCGUUUGGCGUCGCCGACAGCAAAACUCCGCAGCCGAAGGAAAAACCCGACACUCGGCCCAGGGAUAAGCCAGUUCAGCUGUACGAGAUUUCCUGCCUGCUACUUCUAUGUCCUGCUUAGGGAUUUAUACCACAGAGAGCUUUAAGGUUUUUGACAUCCUCCCCAUCAUGUGAUGAGCCAGCUUAUUUUGGAGAUUCCUGUUACUUGAACUGGAAACACGUGCAGGGGAAGGGAGCAGGGGCUCAGCUCAGCCUCAGAAAUGUCUGCCUGUUUAAAACCAAAUACUUGAGCUUUUCGACAAUAGCCAUGACCUUGCACUCCACCGAUGCUUUCCUCUGGAAAUGUGAAUAAAAUUAAUAUACGUUCA
Messenger RNA from Corvus hawaiiensis (hawaiian crow), 11061 nucleotides. Its product is annotated as lethal(3)malignant brain tumor-like protein 3. NCBI's taxonomy places the organism in Eukaryota, Metazoa, Chordata, Aves, Passeriformes, Corvidae. Gene Ontology annotation, cellular component: nucleus. The transcript is spliced from 19 exons. Gene Ontology annotation, molecular function: protein binding; zinc ion binding. Bases 5120 to 7174 code for a protein of 684 amino acids. The record is from RefSeq and is a predicted model, not a curated record. Gene Ontology annotation, biological process: regulation of DNA-templated transcription.